Messenger RNA from Seriola aureovittata, 1018 nucleotides. It is a transcript of the gene rbp5, whose product is annotated as retinol binding protein 1a, cellular. Gene Ontology annotation, molecular function: fatty acid binding. Gene Ontology annotation, biological process: fatty acid transport. The transcript has 4 exons. The record is from RefSeq and is a predicted model, not a curated record. Gene Ontology annotation, cellular component: cytosol; nucleus. NCBI's taxonomy places the organism in Eukaryota, Metazoa, Chordata, Actinopteri, Carangiformes, Carangidae. Bases 297 to 722 code for a protein of 141 amino acids.
AGUAAAACUCCGCUCUCGGCUGCGUGAGUCACUAACUGACCGGAGAGGGUUUCAGAGAUCCCGAGUGAGUCUCCAGCACAGAGAGGCCUCACACUGUAAUUUGAGCUACAAAAAAAAGUCACCGCAGUCUCGUUUUACGCACAGUCUCCGUCCAAUCCAGCAUUGUCCUACGAAGUUGCGUAUGUGAAAGUGAUACAAAGAAGGCGGCAGAUAUUCUAGGGAAUCUUGACUCAAGGAAAACCAGAAAAAAGAAAAGUCGAGAUUUGAGCUCGUGUGGAAGGAUCUAAAGAAGAAACAUGUCUCAGCCUAAUUACUCCGGCACGUUUCACUUGGCGGAGCAGGAUAAUAUGGACUCCUACCUCGCAGCUUUAGAUAUUAAUUUUGCUCUGAGGAAGAUCGUGUGUCUCUUGAAGCCCACCAAAGAGAUCAGCCAUGACCCGGCCACAGGGACCAUGAAGAUCCGCACCGUCACCACGCUGAAGAACUUCAACAUGGAUUUCACUAUUGGAAAAGAGUUUACUGAGGACCUGGGGCCAGUGGAUGGACGUACCUGUCAGACUACAGUGAGCUGGGAGGGAGACAAGCUGGUGUGCGUACAGCGAGGGGAGAAAGACGGCCGAGGCUGGACGCACUGGCUGGAGGGUGACAAGCUGCAUUUGGAGAUGAGAGUUCAAGGCGUGGUUGCCAAGCAAGUCUUCAAAAGGAAGAUUGAAGACAUGUAGAAAUGUGUAUUUAGUGAAUAACCUCAAUUUAUUCUUCUUAUUCUAGUCAAGAACUUGGUGUGAGAAUUAAAAUGUUUAUAGCUUUAUUUUUAUUAUAAUCAAGAAUAUUUUGAAAUAUCACAUACUGUUAUGUACAGUACAUGUUGUUAAUUGUUUCUGUCUGAUGGUACUAACUGAGAAGAGAGCAGCUGAGCAGAAUGAUUCUCGACUUGUGUAAACAUUCCCAACAUAUCUCCUCAUAUUGCACGAUCUAUCUCCACAAUGUUAUAAACAAAUCAGACAUCUGUCAAACAUCA